CCCUCUCCCUUUCCCCUUCUCUCCCUCUUCCCCCUUCUUUCUCCCUCUCCUCUUCUCUCACACACUCUUAAUCUGUCUCCCUCUCAUUCUGCCUUUCUGUUUCUCUUUGCCACUUACUCUCACACUUUCCUUCUUUAUGUCUCGCCCCUUUUCCCGUGCCCCCUCCCCAUCUCUCUGACUUCUGAAGAUCUCCCCCUCAAUCCACAGGGAAUUCUACAUUUUUCUCUCUCUGUGACACUGUAAAUGACAUUCUCCCUGAGAGAAAACUGCCUCAACAAUCUCUUUCUCUCACCCUCUCUCAUCUCUCUAAUUCCCCUUCUCACGCACGCUCUCCCUCUCUCAGAGUCUCAUUUGAUGGCUAUCUCUGUCUCUCUUUUCAUAUUCUCUCUCUCUCUCUCUCUCUCUCUCUCUCUCUCUCUCUCUCUCUCUGUCUAAGCCCUUCUCCGACCCCCUCCCCCUCUCUCCCUGACUUGUGAGAGGAACUCUCUCUCAGUCCACAGGGAUCCUCCAGUUCUGAGACACUGUAAACGACAUUCUCUCUAAGAGAAAACCGUCUGGGCAAUCUCAAUCUUUCCCCCACGCACACUCUUUUGGUUUCUUGUCUGUCACCCUUUCUCUCUCUCUCUCUCUCUCUCUCUCUGCCUUUCCUUGUCUCUUUCCCUCUCCCUGUCACAUCGUCUUUCUUCCUCUCUCACUCUGUCUUUCCCCUUCUCCCUCGCACCCCCCCCCCCCCGCCUUUGACUCUUGUGAGGAAUCCACAGGGGAUUAUCCAUUUCUCUGUCAGACUCACUGUAAAUCCCCCUCCCUCUACCAGAAACUGUUUUGACGGUCUCACUCUCUUUCACCCCCCUCUGCUCUGUCACACACUCUCUUCCUCUCUCUCUCUCUCUCUCCCUCUCUCACUUUCUCUCUGUCUCCCAUUCUCUCUCUUUGUCUCUGUCGGUCUGUCUCUCUCUCUCUCUCUCUCUCUCUCUCUCUCUCUCUCUCUCUCUCUCUCUCUCCCCCUCUCCCUCCCUCUUCCCGAGUGUGGGGUGACUGUACCCUUGUGCUGGGAAGUCCGUGGGAGCAGAGCAGAAUCCCGAGACCCGCCCUCUUCCGAUGUCAGUCUCUAGAGGGUGGGAUUGAGUUUCCAAACCUGCACACUCACACAGCAGCUCCCACACAAACUCCGAAUCAGUCACCUCUGCAGCCACCGCGAGGGGAGAGAGGGAAGGGGUGCGGCUGUGAGCAAGGCUGCACCAAAUGCGCCACGCUGCGCUGUGACCGGCUGGCCUCUCCGCAUCCCCAGCUACAUCCGAGCCUGGGAUUCCAGGUCGCCGGUGCUGCCCCACCAUGUGCCGUCACUGGGAAUGGUUGUUCUGCGCAGCAGUCCUGGCGGAGGUGCGGGCCGGCGAGGGGUCGCAAUUCAAGGCUGCGCGGCUGCACCGCUGGUCGACGGCUGGACUGGGAUACCUGCGGGGCUCCCUGUGCCGGAGGGCCUCCUUCCUGUCAGAGGCCGAGUGCCGUCGCCUGGCUGAGGUGCCGCAGACAGAGGUGGCAGUGUACGCGGCGGAACCCCGGGCUGGUGAGAAGCUGCUGACCGUCCUGCCAGACUCCGGCCUUAGCCUGGGGACAGCCCACGAUGCUGUCCUCACCCUGGACCCCAGCCCUGAGCUCAGCUUCGGACACCCCCUCACUGUCUUCUUCGUCGACUUCAGCGUGAAUGAGCGGCGUUGUGGGGCACGCGAUGGACUUUACUUAGGUAACCACGAGUGCAUGACGCUAGCCCUGAAGAGCCGCUGUGAGAACUUGCUGAAGAGAAGGAGUGGCCGCGCUGAGCGGCAGAAUACCACGGAGCGAGCGAGGAGGAGGCUGAGGGGCCGAGUGGCCGGCAGUCGCCGGAAGAGAGAGGCAGGCAGCUCUGGGCCCCGGUCCCGCAGGGAAGAGCGCCUUGAGGGUCUGUGUGAAAUACAUUUUGUGCCAUUGGUGGUGGGACAGAAGGACGAAAACAAAGAGCAGAGACUCCGCUGUGUAGAACAGAAGGGCUUCGCACCUUGCCCCCGGCCUCUGGUGAUCAGCAGCCCCAACCCCGCCACUGCUGACUGUGAGCUGAACAAAAACACUCGGCGUUGUCACCGGCAACAGCUGCGGUCUCAGAAAUCCUGCCGCAUGUACCAGACAUGCGACCACGGGGUACUCUUCUCAGGAGGGUGGAAGGAACACCUCACGUACCAGAGGCACGUUGAUAACGUGAUCCACUUCUAUCGAAUGCUACGCAGAAAUGGCUUCCGAUCAGAGAACAUCAAGACCUUCUUUGCAGGAGAUGGACAGCUCCCAGUGGGUGAAGAGACCGAGGGCAUCUACCCGGCCACAGAGAAGGUGAUGAUCAGGAGCCACAUCGCUUACAUCUGCCGCGCUGUCAGUUGCGCUGACUCUCUGGUCCUCUAUCUCAACAGCCCUACGAGGAAUGAUGGCACCAUGCUGCUCUGGGACGUCAACAACAAUGGGAUAGCUGACCAGAAGGAGCGUUAUACUGUGGGAGAGCUGCUGACUGACCUGGAAGGGUGCAAGGCGCACAGAGUGUUCAUGUUCAUUGACCAAAGCUACUCGGGGACACUGAUGAAGAAACUCUUGGCGUCCACCAAACAUCCAAACGUUGUCCUGAUCAGCAAUAGCAGGGCUUCAGAGUUCACCUGGGCUUCCAGCUUUACCGAAUUCUGGACAGAACUUCAACCAGAUCAGUGCCUCAGUGAUUACAUUGUGAAGAAUGUCGCCCGGACUGCCUCUUCAACCCUUGGGAUAGUUGAGGCCACUCCUGGCCUCAUGAACAGCACCAUCUAUGGAGGGCCUUGCUACAACAACCCACCGCUGACACCAGAAGAGGUGAAGCGUGAAUACAUGGGUUGCCAAAACCUGCCAACUGCGGUGUGGUACCAGACCAUCCAGAGGAAAGAUCUCCCACACUAACUGCUCCAUUUUGCUCCCUCACACACUGUACUGUUCAGAGCACAGAGUUAAGCCCUUGAGCAAGGUUUUAACACCAUGAAUAUUUUAAAUAUUCCUUUCUGGGAAGUGAUUGUAUUAGAAGAUUCUGUUUACUUUCAAUGUAUUGACCAGCACAGAUCUUGCUGUAAUGAACAACGGUUGCUUGGUUUCUUCUUCAUCCCCGAGCUCCUUCACUCCAACUCAGGAUGUGGUACUUCAGAUUCCAGUUCAGAUUCAGAUUCGUUUGUCACCUGUACAUUGAAACAUACAGUGAAAUGCAUCACAACCUAAGGGUGUGUUGGGACCAGCUCGUAAGCGUCACCAUGCUUUCUGGCACCAAAAUAGCAGGCCCACAAUGUUCAUCAGAACAAUGCACACAAAAACGACGACACAACAGCAGCAAAAUGAGCCUCUUUCUUCCCUGGACAAUAGCCUGUCAUACCCCUCGCUCCAUGUACUUGUUCAAACUUCUCUUAGAUGUUGCAUUUGAAUCCCAAUCCACUACUUUCACACACACUCACACCACCCUCUGAGUGAAGAUCACCCUCAGGUUUCCUUUAAAUAUUUCACCUUUGACUCUAACUAUGACCUCUAGUUCUAGUCCUAGUCAACCUCAGUGGGAAAAGAGUGCUUGCAUUUAUGCUAUCUAUACCAUUCAUAAUUGUGUCAAAUCUCUCCUCAUUCUCCUACACUUCUUUCCCUAUCUCUCCCAACCUUUCCCUAUGACUCAGGUCCUCAAGUCCUGGCAAGAUUCAAGUGUCUUUUCCAUGUGUACAUGGAAACAUACAUUGAAAUGUGCCAUUUGCGAUAACAACCAACACAACCUGAGGGUGUGAUGAGGCAGCCUGCCAUUUUCACCACACAUUACGGCACCAACUUAGCAUGUCCACAAUGCGCGGCAGAACUGUUCACCUCCUGAAAACGAAGAGCACAGUGUGAGUUAGGAGCUGUAAAUAAUUGUAGGAAUGUGGUCUCUGGAGGGGAAUCCUCUGUUCACAGUGCAGUGUGGCUACCCUAUUUAUGCUAACUCUAGGUGUUAUUCGUUUGAUUGUAAGUGACUGUAUAUAUUUAUAAUAAAGUAACUUUUGUAUGAAAAUAACA
Molecule: messenger RNA, 4065 nt
Organism: Hypanus sabinus (Atlantic stingray)
Lineage: Eukaryota; Metazoa; Chordata; Chondrichthyes; Myliobatiformes; Dasyatidae
Exons: 7
Coding region: 1333-2946 (537 amino acids)
Source: RefSeq, a predicted model, not a curated record